Molecule: messenger RNA, 3846 nt
Organism: Pichia kudriavzevii
Lineage: Eukaryota; Fungi; Ascomycota; Pichiomycetes; Pichiales; Pichiaceae
Exons: 1
Coding region: 1-3846 (1281 amino acids)
Molecular function (GO): protein binding
Source: RefSeq, a predicted model, not a curated record
AUGAAUCAAUACGUGAAGAAUGAUUUUUUUGCAUCUUUCGUACAGUCAUUGAAAAGAAGGUCCGAACUUAGUUACCUCAAUCUUAAGAAUAUGUCGAAGACCAAAUCUCCCUAUGAUUCAAUCACUUUUGGAAAUCCCUUGUCCUUGAGAGUCGACAGCAAUUAUCUUUCCAUAAUGUCGAUUUCUCCAUGUGGUAGGGACGCUGUGUUAGCCGGACGAAAAGGUCUCUUAGUUGUUGAUCUUGAUGAUCCAUUUGCGGCACCUAGGUGGCUUCAUCAUGAAACUUCCUGGGAGGUGGCAGAUGUGCAGUGGUCACCACAUGCAUCCAAACCGUCGUGGAUAGUGUCCACCUCAAAUCAAAAGGCAAUGGUGUGGAAUUUGGCUAGACCAUCAACCAAUGCCAUUGAAUAUGUUUUGCACAAUCACACCAGAGCAAUUACUGACAUACACUUUCAUCCACAAAACCCUGAAAUGCUAGCAACAUGUUCUGUUGAUUCCUUUGUAAUUGCAUGGGAUCUUCGUUGUCCCAACCGACCAGUUCAGCAAUGGUCAGACUGGAGGUCUGGUGCCUCUCAAGUCAAGUGGAACUAUAAGGAUCCAAACAUACUUGCUUCGUCGCAUGCUAAUAAUAUUCAAAUCUGGGACAUUAGGAAAGGUGCACUUCCGAUGAAAAGCAUAGAAGGCCAUGAUGCUAAAAUUAAUGGUUUAGAUUGGAGCAGGGAAAAUAAGUAUGAACUAAUAUCGUGUUCCAAUGAUAUGUCAGUGAAAUUCUGGUCAUUUGAUAAGGAAUACGAAAAGCCGGUCUAUACUAUCAGGACAGAUUUUCCUGUUGCUAAAACUCGACAUUUACCAUUUGGUAAUCAUGCUUGUGGAAUUAUGCCCAUGAGAGGAGGUAACAAUUCCUUGUAUUUAGUGAACUAUCAAGGGAAAAAUGGGGAAGAUAAACUGGAACCAGUUUAUACUUUUAAAGGCCACCAUGAACCUGUUAAAGACUUUGUCUGGCGCUCAAGGCAUUCUUCAAAUUCAGAUAUUGAUGAUCGUGAGUUUCAGUUGGUUACAUGGAGUGCCGAUAAGGACUUAAGGUUAUGGCCAAUAACUGAUGAGAUUUAUGAAAGUGUAAACUUUAAAAGAAACCAGCCUUUACCUAAAGGUGAAAAGUUCGUAGAUUUUGAAUAUAAGUCUUAUCGGCCGGAGCCCCCGGUCUCCACUGAUAAUAAAUUGAUUAUACGCCAUAAGAGUCAAAGAUUUUUGGGCUCAUAUAAUGGAACUGUUAAAACUGCCGGUGAAUUCAAUCACCUGAACUGGAUUUCAGGUAUUAAGUUUGGACAAUCGGCAUUUCAAAAUACUAGCGAUGAUCCAAAUAGUGCUUCUUAUGGCGAUAACAGCACACGCCCUCUUAACCUGGGUGAAGAAUUUAGUAAUGUCGGCCAUAAAUUUCCCAAACUUCGUUUUGAAAGAAUUUCAGUAUCCACAGGUGUUUUGGUAAUAUCACUAAAUGGACCUUGGUCUUCGGAAAACAAAGAUGAUUUGAUCUUUAUCAGAAUAGAAUUUAACUUUCCUGUUGGGUAUCCUUCUCCAGAGGCUAUACCUCGCUUUAAGAUUGAGGACACUUAUGAAUUAAAAUCAGACAAGAAGCAAGAAAUUUUGACUAACUUGCAAAAUAUUUCAAGCAGAUUAUGCUCACACAAGAGGUUUUGCUUGGAAACAUGUUUAAGGUAUUUACUCGGCGAGAAGGUUGACGUUGAUUUGGAACUGGAGCAAGCAUUAGAUACUUAUGACCUAAACUAUGUGUCGGGGGAAAACGACGAAUUGUUUUCUGCAAGUCAAAAUAUCUCAAGUAACGAAAGCGAUGGCUCUAUAUCGGAUAUUGGGUAUGGUUUUGAAGAUGAAGAUGAUGACGAUGAGGAGGAGGAUGACGAUUACGAUGAUGAAGGAGAGAAUGAAGGUGAAAGUUUCACCGCUGCUAGAAGUAAAAAAGGCACCAAUGUUCAUGUGAAGAAGGCACCAUUUGAUAGUACCCCCGUUUCUAAAGGAUGUGGUGCAAUCUGGACAGCGAGUGGCCACCUCGUUUGCUUUUUCAUGUCCAAAGAGCAAGACAAAGAGCAGCACCUUAUAAAAUUUGGCCAACAGGGAUUUAGCCUUGUUCGAAACCUUAAAAGGAAACCUGUUAGUAGCAGGCUGCAAAUAAAUAAGCAAAGUUACAAUAAUGAUGAAAGAGACACAGACUCAGAGUCAUCUGAUGACAGCUUGGCUGAAGAUUUUAAUGAUCUCCAGUACGAUAGACUAUAUAGGUCUAGAGUUCCUGAGUUGCUCAGGAAUGUAAACAACUCGGAAUCAAGGCAUUUCUCCUCAAACGCCAGAAGCAAUGUUGUUUCAGUAGUUACUGAAAAAUCACAACAUACUAGUAACUCCAAAAAUAACCAGAAUAAGAAUCUCAUAAAAAUUUACGAUUUCAGACAUUUGAUUCCUGCUAAAAUGGAACUAGCAUACGAAUAUCGAAUUUUAGGAGAUGAGCCAUCUCUACUGGCACAACAUAAUGCACUGGUUGCAGAAAAGUACGGUUAUACUACAAUUGCGAAUUGUUGGAAAAUGCUGUCGGUCAUUCUAAUGAAAGAUGUGGUUAUAGAUGCCGACAGUGCAGCUAAUCUUCUGAAGAAAAUAGGAAGAGAUUCUAGUAAUCUUGAUAUACUCAAUAAUUAUAGGUUUUACUGGGGAUUUCAUCCGUUUGGAGGUGCUUGGUUAGUUAAACUUAUGUUUGAGUAUUUUGAAAAAGUCAAAGAUAUACAAAUGCUUGCGGUAUUGUCGUGUAUUCUAUAUGAAAACGACGAAAUCAAGGACCACCCAGAAGUUCCGAUCAACCUACCAUUUAGUCAUUAUAACAAAAUGGGGAAACCUAGCUUAAACCACGAAAGUAGCAUUGUUUCUUUACAGAGAGAUAGCAACCCAUUACGACAUGACUUACUCAAUGGUGGUAAGUUGUCUCCCUUGGUGCAUAACAAAGUGUCAUUUGAUCGGAGAAAUACUAGAAGCAUUUAUCCUGCUAGCCCUGUCGAUGCAAUUCAUCACCGUAUGGAGUCAGUAAGCACUUUAUCAUCAUAUGAAUAUGAUGAUCAUAGUUUUAAAAGUUCUUCACCUGCUGGUGAUAUGAUUAUGAAUUCUAUUAAAGUUUCUCACAAUAGGCGUGGUAUUAGGCAUAAGAACACCACAGGUAUAAAUUUAUUCCAAGGAUCAGAUAUCCACUCAAAUCUCAGUGUUGCGCCUCAAUUAUCAAGGUCUGUCUCCCUGCACUCAAACGUGUUUAGCCAGCAAUUUUCUAGGGCCGUUCCUGUAAGAAUGAAUUCUAAUGAUAAAGUCAUGGCAGACGAAAUACCCAAGGUUAAUAUCCAGAUGAUGAACACAACAGAGUUGGAUUUGUACGAAAAUCAAUAUUGUGUCAAUAUUGAGUCUUUUGUCGAUUUGAAAAAGUUAGAAGAUUACAGGAGACAAUACGCAUCUAUUUUGUUUAGCUGGGGAUUGCCUGCUAACCGACUAAAAGUCCUUAAAUUCAAUUAUAGUUCAAAAAGUGAAGCCAGCAGUAAUGAUUUUAAGGAGCAUUAUGGCGCAGUUGGGUGGUGUGAAGAUUUCAAGUACCAGGCCACCGAAUCUCCCUUGGAAAAAUGGAAAAAGUUUCACCACAAAAAUAAGUGCAAUUAUUGUGGCAUGGCUGUAACUAAGAGACUAUCAGUGUGCAGUAAAUGUAAUCAUAUAAUGCAUGACUCAUGUGCACUGGAAUGGUGGGAGACGAAUAAGAUGGACCAGUGUCCUAGUGGUUGUGGUUGUUACUGUUUAAACCAUGUAGUGUCUUAA